AUGGAGGCGGAUGCACCGCAACCCGCAGUCAAGUUUAUCUUGCUUUUGCUCUUGGACGGGCGAUUAUGCUGCGUCUCUUUGGCGGACGGGGAGGUGCGCUGGGAAACGCAGCUUCCCGGGGGUCCACUUUUUCACUGUGGGCCGAGGCAUCAGAGUAAGCGAGAAAAGCGACUGUGGGCGCAGACCCCUUCUCGGGUUGCAUGCAGAAGCUGUCGGAGCAUGUCAAUCGGCGUCAGCGGAACGGGAGACCAACCUGAAAAGGCGUUGGGAAACGAACUCACAGACUGUUCGCUUGUAUUCAUUCCUUCUGAGCUGACAAAAGAUGACAUUUCUCUGAUGCAGUGGCAUUUCUUUGUUACAUCGAAUCUCGCUGACAAGAGGUCCGUUUGGGUGCCGGCGGAGGAGGUGCUUGAGUGCUGGAAUGCCUCCGCGUGCCCCAGCCACAGGGCGUUGGACUUGCAGCAGCGUGCGACGUCACACAUGGAGUUGGAUUUCUUCUCGGGGAAGCUGCUGGUGAGCCUCAGCGCCGAAGCGAAGCACAUCGACGACAAGGAGGAUACCGUGUCUAACGAAGUUUCAUCCACACGUGUCAUACUGCGUCGCACUGACCACACGCGAAGUAUGGUUUUUCCACCACUGCAGGCCACUUCACACCCCACCGUCGACUCCUCCGUGGAGGCCGAGGCAGAGGAGGAGGAGGAGGAGGCCUCUCGUUCUUGGUACGCCACGGCUUCGACGGUGGCGCUUGACGUGCUAGACACCUCCCUGGACGCUGCCUCCCCUUCCAACGCUUGGCUGCACGCGGAGCAGCACUCGUUUUUUAUUGAACAGACUGUAACACUGAAUGGAGUCAUCUCUUGCCUCCACGUCGCAGGGGGGUCUGAGGGAGUUGCAAAGCUGCAACUGACAGACUUGAAGUCACCUCUAGUUUCCGCACAGAUUCUCUGUUGGGAGCCACUUACGGCGGCCUCCAAUGGUGCUGACGGCACCUCACAGCUACGUUGUCAGAAGAUCCCUGUGGUCACUUCCUGGGGGCACGUCGAUUUGACUCCUGGCUCCAUCUGGAGCUUGCAGGGGCGCGAUGGGCACGUACAGGAAAUCUCAGGCGUAUUGUAUGGCAAUGGGCGGAUUCUAUUUGCAGAGUGUAUUGCACCGAAGAAUGAGGUAGCUUCAACCUCCACUGGAUCGGAAGCAGCUAAGUCACCAGGACUGGAACCUUCGUCUCCGCGCCUUUCGAUGACGCAUGGAGCCGAGAAUGGGCAUUUCUUUCCGGGCUACGAAGACUCAAGUGAAACGGACUCCUCCGCGGCAAGUGGUUAUUCCGGGAACGCAAUAGUUCUUCACAACAGCUCCGCAGCUUUCCAUAAUGGCACGGACACAGGAGCACCAUUUCACACUGGCAAUGAAAUUUCCUUCUUUGAUGACAACUUUGAGGUUAUUACGCUUUUGGGUCGCGGGGCUUCCGGUGCUGUGCUACUCACACAACAUCGCCUGACUGGUAUUUUCUAUGCUGUCAAGGUGAUGCUCAUGCGGGAUUGCUGUAGCAAAGAUAACGCACUUCGUGAGGUGCGACUGCACGCCAUCCUCCACCAUCAAUACCUUGCGCGCUACUACGCGUGCUGGUCCGAGGCUCUCACCCCAUAUCGAGUACAGCAGCUUGCUAGCGUUGGACUAUGCAAACCAAGUAGUAUUCAAGACAAGUCUGCCAUCAACAGCUCAGGCCGCAUAGGUUGGUUGAACCACGAGCAAGGAGAGCCGUCGUAUCUAAAUAGCGGCGCGAAUUGUUUGCUGCCUCUAGGCACACAAGUUAUGAAUCACAAACUUAUCAUGGCACCACCAGGGACAAUGCAUGGAAGCGGUGCUGGGAUGUACCUCGCUGGGGGCGAUAGCCUCGACAGCGUUUGUGAUUAUUCUAGUCAGAAGCAUGACGAUGAUGAGGGUGACGAAUGCGGAGGUUCGUCGUUGAACGACAUCGCUUCGUCCGUCUCGAGCACCCCGGAGAAGCUGCUGAGUAGUCAUGUGAUAUUUCUUCAAAUGGAGUACUGUCAGACAACGCUGGCGCACCGUCUCGGCUCUCGAAGCAGCAUUGAUCGUGUUGAGAACAUUAUUAUUGCCCUGCAGAUCUUUUCGGCGUUGCGGUAUGUUCAUCGACGUGACUGUUUGCAUCGGGAUGUUAAGCCCACAAAUGUCUUCCUCGAUUACACUUGUCAGAGUGUAGGCGUGGACGACACGAGCGACGAUGACGGCAGCGACGAUGACGAGGACGAUGCCGCGUUUGCAGCAUCACCCAGCACUAAGAUCCACGACGCUAACGCCUUUGGUGACGAUGAGGCGCGCAACACGUUGAAGUUGCGGGAUCCAGAUCUUUCCCCUGCACUUCCUACGCCCAUUUUGUCCGCCUUCGAGCUGCUGAAGUCGAAUGCCUCUGUGGGUUUACUUGCGAUUUAUUUGAAACGACUCAAAGACGCUCAGGGGGAGGCAGAGAAAAGGAAAGCCAUAAGAUCGGUGCGACGGUGGCUGAAGUUUCGCCUAGUGCAGGCUCGUCUUGGAGACUUUGGACUGGCAAAACCGCUAGGCGAUCAGCACAUUGAGGCAGCUCGCUACUUUGAUCGCGGCGCGAUAAACACCGUUGGGGUGGGCUCGCCUCUCUACUCAAGCCCGGAGCAGUUAGAGGGGGACGUCUGUACGCCGGCCACUGAUGCCUUCGCCGCCGGCGUCCUGCUGGCUGAGAUGUAUAUACAGCCCAAGACUGUGUCAGAGAGACUGGUUGAGCUAAAACGGGCGCGCGAAGGCGUGUUUCCGUGUCCGUCGCUAUUGCUAGACUAUCCCGAGCUGCAGGUGGUGAAGGGGCUGACGAGGAAGGAUCCAAGUGCGCGCAUGACGCUUAGAGACGCAGGUCGUUUUUUGGCGAGGGCACUGGAUAAAACGCUUUUUACUUUUCUUUCGAGCUGA
This is a messenger RNA of Trypanosoma conorhini, 2952 nucleotides long. RefSeq names its product putative protein kinase. The transcript has a single exon. The coding region runs from base 1 to 2952 and encodes 983 amino acids. Gene Ontology annotation, biological process: protein phosphorylation. NCBI's taxonomy places the organism in Eukaryota, Euglenozoa, Kinetoplastea, Trypanosomatida, Trypanosomatidae. Gene Ontology annotation, molecular function: protein kinase activity; ATP binding. The record is from RefSeq and is a predicted model, not a curated record.